Molecule: messenger RNA, 2421 nt
Organism: Closterium sp. Naga37s-1
Lineage: Eukaryota; Viridiplantae; Streptophyta; Zygnematophyceae; Desmidiales; Closteriaceae
Source: the annotation of a GenBank genome assembly
AUGCACCAUCCCCCAUACACCAUCCCCCAUGCACCAUCCCCCAUGCACCAUCCCCCAUCCACCAUGCGCCAUCCCCCAUGCACCAUCCCCCAUCCCCCAUGCACCAUCCCCCAUGCACCAUCCCCCAUGCACCAUCCCCCAUGCACCAUCCGCCAUGCACCAUCCCCCAUGCACCAUCCGCCAUGCACCAUGCCCCAACCACGCCCGCAGUGCUUCUUCCCGGAGCAUCUCCUUCCCUUCCUCUGCCGGCCCUUCUUCGUUCUCAACCCCCUCUACGACUCCUGGCAGGUGUCUUUCUCAUUCGCCCAGCAGCAUGCCUUCCCCUCUCUGGAUUGGCACCACUGCCGCACUGACCUGCGCUCCUGCCCGCCCCACCUGCUGCAGCUGCUCCACGGGUACCACCACCAGAUGGUUACCAAGCUCUCCCCCUUUCUCCCUGCCACGCACUCUCUUAGCCCUCCUCCCCACCAUCGCCGCCGCCUGACUUUGGUGGAAGGCGGAGGGAUUGGUGUUGAGGAGGGAGGUACGGAGGAGGUAGGGGAAAAGAACAUAGGGGAUGGUGAUGGUGAGGAGGAGGAAGGGGGUGAUGGCGAGAGUAAGAGCGGGGAGGAGACGGGAGGUGAGAAUGAGAGAGGGAGUGAGGAGGAGAAGGGAAGUGAGGAGGAGUCGGAGAGUGAAGAGAAAAGGGGGGGUGAAGAGGAGAAGGAAGAGAAUGAGGAGGCAAAAGAAACUGAGGGUGGUGCACGUGUGGAGGGGAAUGAGGAGGAGGAAGAAGGGGAGCAGGAGGAGAAGCCGAGUGCAGAUGAGAGGGCUGACUUGGGAUAUCACAAGGGGCUGGAAGUUGGAGAAAUGGGGAGGGAUUUUGAAGCGAUGAAGAGGGAUGGGCUUGGUGUUGUGGAGGGCGAGGCUUUCCGCUCCCAGGAAGGAGGGGUCUCCGCCUCUGCCUCGCGCAAUGGAGCUCUGCUGUUGUCCUGCCAUCUGCACUGCAUGGUGAGUGGCACUGCAUGGCACUGGCAUCGCAAGCAUGGCACGGGGCUGGUGCUCCUCGUGUUGGGGGCAAGACAAUGGCAGAAGCUAUUGGCCAAGGGCGAGAAUGGCGUGGCAACCGAGGUCCCUCCUGGCAUCGAGAAGGCGGCGGCCGCCGGCGGGCUUGACAAGUUCGAGGGAACGACGAUCGUGAGCCCGAGCACGGACAGUAUUCUGAUGGUGGACGUGAAGGUUGCGGGAUGGAACAAAAUGAAGUGCCACAAGGACCUGGGCGAGCCCGGGGAGGGCGCGUGCACGCCGGCCAACUGCAGCAAGGGCGGCAUCGCCGCCAAGUGGAAGACGUCGAACCUGCUGAAGAACAAGCUGGGCGUGGAGGUGUACGUGAAGGGCAACCCGCUGACGCUGAAGAAGGCGUCCCCGCAGACGUGCUGCAACACGUGCGCGGGGUACAGCAGCUGCACGUACUGGCAGUACAUCCCCGACAUCACGAUCGACGGCAAGAAGACGGAGGGCGCAUGCUACCUGGUGCACGACAACAUCGACUACUCGUGCGGCGACAUGACGGCGCAGUACGCCACCGACUCGAAGCCGGUUCAUCUGCAGGUGCGCACGGGCGGCGAGUGCAACCCCGCGGCAAACGUGGUGAACGACCCGCAUCUGGUGGGCGCGUACGGCACGCACUUCGACUUCAACGGGCGCCCCGACAAGGCGUUCUGCCUGCUGACGGACAAGGACCUGCACGUGAACAUGCUGCUGCGCGGGUACUACUCGGACGACACGGAGAACGCGGCGCUCGUUGUGGACGGCAAGGCCGUGCACACGUGGAUUAAGGAGCUGGGCAUCGUGUGGUUCGCCAACGGCGCCGACCACAAGGUGCGGCUCGCGGCGCGCUCUGGCAAGCAGCAGGAGCGCGGCGACGGAUUCAUGAAGACGAUCGAGAUUGACGGCGAGGAGAUCCCGAGGAUGAACGUGGGCGACGAGGUGACGGCGGAGGGCGGUCUGACUCUGCGGUUCGCGGCGCUGGAGAAGGAGGGCCCGUAUGACGUAGACUACUACACGCUCGCGAUCGACGGGCUCGUGGCGCUCGACCUGCGCCUGCGCGUGGCCAACCCCAAGCUGCAGACGCCCAGCGAGGCCGAGGCGCACAUCAACGUGGGGAUUGUGGAGCUGGAGCACACCGACGACGUGCACGGCGUGCUCGGCCAGACGUACCGCCCCGACCACGCUGCUCGCGCCGCCGACUUCCAGCGCCUGAUCGCGAACCUGCACCGUCCGAUCUCGGCCGACAGCCAGGAGGGCGUUGGGUUCCUUGACGGCACUCCCCGGCUGUACGAGUCGAGCUCCGUGCUGUCCGUGGACUGCACGCAAACCGAGUACCACCGCGCCAAGCAGCUGAGCCCCGUCGAGGAGUUCCCCAUGGAGCCCCUCAACUAA